AUGCCCACCAAAUCCAUAUUCCGACAGCCUGGUGCACGACACUUCCAGCUCGUCCACCGGUCACAGCGAGACCCCCUAGUACAUGACCCAGAGGCGAGCCAACAUGUUCUAAAGGCGUUUGAGCGGGGCAAUGUUGCCAAGGGAAAGUCGAGAGCAGAGCUCGAGCAAAUUCUAUCUCCCUCGGACCUGGCUCAUGAUACUGAGCGCGAAAAUAUCGGCGAGGCUGCGCUAUACGGCGUCUACUACGAUGACACUGAAUACAAUUAUAUGCAGCAUUUGCGCCCGGUCGGUAUGCAAGAGGAUGGUGUCGAUAGCGUACUCGUAGAAGCCCUGUCAAAACCCAAGGGAAAGGCUAAAGAGCCAAUCACGUUGAUCGACUUGCCUCCUGAGGUACUGCCCUCGACGUCCGAGGUCCCUCGCAACUAUGAAGCGGAAGAGAGCAUUCCAUCGUCAAUAGCCCGGUUUAACCCCGAGCUCGAUCCUCACCUGCGUCAGGUGCUAGAGGCACUCGAGGACGACGCAUUUGUGGACGAUGACCUCGAUGAUGAUUUCUUCGGAGAUCUCGUGGCAGAUGGCGAGCUAGCCCCAGAUGGACACCUUGAGUUCGAGUUUACGGACGAAGGUAUCGAAGAUGGCCAUGAUGAGGCGGAUGCACGAGAUGAGGCCGACAGUGACCUCGACGAUGCUGAAAGAACAGGAUGGGAAGCGCGCUUCGCACAUUUCAAGCAGGCUCAGAAGAAUGGCCUUCGCAGUGCUGGCUCUGACGUGGAUGCAUCUUCAGAAGGCGGCGACACUAUUGGGGCGCUUCCUCAGAUAUCUGUCAUCGGAGGCAAGAAACGGCGAAAAGGCACUUCCGACGCGUCUGGAUAUAGCAUGAGCAGCUCGUCCAUGUUCCGUAAUGAAGGUCUUACGCUGAUAGACGAGCAAUUCGAUAAGAUACAAAAAGAAUACGAUUCGGAAGAGGAUGAAGAAACCCAUACUCUUUCCGACGAUUCCGACGGAGCACCCGAGUUAAUCACCUCUCGCGAAGAUUUCGAUGCAAUGAUGAAUGAGUUUCUCGAGAACUAUGAGAUCUUUGGCGGGAAAAUGCGUCCCGCUCUAGCUGGCGCAACCGGCACAGAGAAACUCGAUACGAUCCGGAAAGCACUGGGCGGGGUCCGCUUGCGUGAGGAAAAUGAGGAAAAUGAAGAAGAUGACAUCUUAAUGCCGCUUGAUAUUGAUGAGAAGAAGGACCGAUGGGACUGUGAAACAAUUCUAUCUACGUAUAGUGUCUUGGAGAAUCAUCCUCGGCUAAUCAGAGCUCGUCAAGACAGACCUGUCCCGAAAAUACCACUCCACCCGAAGACAGGUCUGCCUUUAACGGAAGAUAGCAAAUCCGCGCCUCGUCAUAGGAUCGACCGUUCCGAUUCGCUGGAGUCCGACUCAGAUGAUGAUAUACGGCCCCGGUGUGUGACCGUCUCACGACCUAAAAACGAAUCAAAAGAAGACAAACAGACCCGAAAGCAAGCCAUCAAAGCAGAGCGACAGCUGCGGCGUGCGGAUAAGAAGGCGACGAAGGAGCAAUUCUCGACUGAAGUUAAGCGGCAGAAUCGGGUCCUCUUGAAUAAGGAGAGGAAUAAGGGACGGAAGCUGUGA
Messenger RNA from Laetiporus sulphureus 93-53, 1635 nucleotides. RefSeq names its product Low temperature viability protein. Gene Ontology annotation, biological process: ribosomal small subunit export from nucleus; ribosomal small subunit biogenesis. The coding region runs from base 1 to 1635 and encodes 544 amino acids. Lineage: Eukaryota; Fungi; Basidiomycota; Agaricomycetes; Polyporales; Laetiporaceae. Gene Ontology annotation, cellular component: preribosome, small subunit precursor; cytosol; nucleus. The record is from RefSeq and is a predicted model, not a curated record. The transcript has 5 exons.